AUGUUGCCAACUGUAACAAGAUUAGGUGCACGUUCUGUAUGGAAAGGUCCACAUAUUGUUCCAUUACCUAUUGCCAAAGCCAUUCAAAAUAAGACAGCUAUUAGAACAAAUGCCAGAAAUAGUACUAUUAUUCCACAAUUUGUUGGCUUGAAAUUUGAAAUACAUAAUGGUAAAGAAUACGUCGAGGUGGAAAUAACUGAUGAUAUGGUGGGAUCAAAGUUAGGUGAAUUUGCUCCAACUAGAAAGAGAUUCAUGUAUAAAUACUCCAAGAAUUAG
Molecule: messenger RNA, 276 nt
Organism: Candida tropicalis MYA-3404
Lineage: Eukaryota; Fungi; Ascomycota; Pichiomycetes; Serinales; Debaryomycetaceae
Product: mitochondrial 37S ribosomal protein uS19m
Exons: 1
Coding region: 1-276 (91 amino acids)
Biological process (GO): ribosomal small subunit assembly; translation
Cellular component (GO): cytosolic small ribosomal subunit; ribosome
Molecular function (GO): RNA binding; structural constituent of ribosome
Source: RefSeq, a predicted model, not a curated record